Molecule: messenger RNA, 2802 nt
Organism: Coprinopsis cinerea okayama7#130
Lineage: Eukaryota; Fungi; Basidiomycota; Agaricomycetes; Agaricales; Psathyrellaceae
Product: mRNA transport regulator
Exons: 9
Coding region: 1-2802 (933 amino acids)
Biological process (GO): protein import into nucleus
Cellular component (GO): cytoplasm; nuclear membrane
Molecular function (GO): small GTPase binding
Source: RefSeq, a predicted model, not a curated record
AUGACUGACAUGCAGGCUUUGUUAUCGGCCCUGGAUGUGUUCAGUCGAGCACCGGACAAGGCUUCGCUCGAAAGCGCAAAUUCCUGGCUCCAGGAUUUCCAACACUCUCCGGAAGCCUGGGCUGCUUGCAACAUCCUCCUUCAAAACCCCGAUGCGCCACCUGCAGCCAAACUAUUCGCUGCUCAGACUUUUAGAUCUAAAGUAACAUAUGAUCUCCACCAAGUCGCCCCUGAAAACCUACCCUCCCUUCGCGAUACAAUCAUCGCAGCACUCCACACAUACCACACCGGUCCCCGCAACAUCAUCGUACAACUAUGUCUCGCGCUGGCAGGGUUGGCGCUCCAGAUGCCGGAUUGGGAGAACCCUGUGCAGCAGAUGGUGGAUUCGUUUGGGAUGAACCCCGCUACGGUCCCGACUUUGCUGCAGUUUUUGACAACGCUGCCGGAGGAGUUGACGGGGAAUACCAAGAUUCCUGUUACAGAUGACGAGUAUCGGGACAGGGCAACGGCCUUGAUGACCAACAAUGCACAGCGGUUGUUGGAGCUCUUGUCGAUGUACUAUGGUGCCCAUGGCGUCACAAUCACUGUCCGCACCCAAAUCUUCCGCUGUCUCCGAAGUUGGCUGGUCGCAGGCGAAGUCAGCGCGUCCGAUUUCGCCCAGACACCCUUGUUCGCAGGUGUAUUCGAGUCGCUCGCGUCGGAUGAACUCUUCGACCCGGCCGUGGACGUCAUCUGUGAACUCAUUCACGAAACGCAAGAGAUCGACGACAACAUGCAGGUUAUCCAGCUCAUCGUACCGCGUUUGAUCGAGCUCAAACCCGACUUGCAAAAGUACCAAGAGGACCCCGAUAGGAUCAGAGGGUACGCGAGGAUCUUCACAGAAGCCGGAGAGACCUACCGCUUGCUAUUGCUCGAGCAUACCGAGACGUUCUUCCCCAUCGUCGAAGCCAUCGGCGAAUGUUCCGCCUACCACGAUCUCGAUAUCGUCCCUCUCACAUUCCCCUUCUGGAUGCGCCUCGCUCAGAACAUCGGAAAGAAACCCUCUGUCUCGCCUCUCUUCCUCGAGGCCUACCAAUCCCUAAUGAGGGUUAUCAUUGGCCACCUCCACUUCCCCGCCGACCUGAGCACCAUGACUGACCAAGAAACCGAGGCGUUCCGCUCCUUCCGACAUGUCAUGGGCGACACACUCAAAGACUGCUGUUUCGUCCUGCGUGCUGACACUUGCCUCCUCGCCGCGUACCAGAUGAUCACCACUGCACUCGCACGCGGGCCCGAGGCUGUAACAUGGCAGGAAAUCGAGGCACCCCUCUUUGCUAUGCGGUCGAUGGGAGCAGAGGUGGAUCCGCGCGAAAACGUUGCGUUGGCGCAGAUCUUGGAUUUGAUUCCGUCGUUGCCUACGCAUCCAAGGGUGAGAUAUGCGGCGUUGUUGAUCAUUGCGAGGUACUCUGAGUGGAUCGCGGAGCACCCGAGCUAUAUUCCGGCGCAGUUGCAGUAUGUUUCGGCAGGGUUUGAGGAUUCGGACCCAGAGGUGUGUGCGGCGGCUGGGCAGGCGUUGAAGUAUAUCUGCCAGGAUUGCAAGGCGCAUCUUGUCGAUUUCCUUCCGACGCUGCACACGUUCUUGGGCACCACUGGGCCGAAGCUCAACCAGGAGGACAGGAAGCAGGUGUACGAAGCUAUCGCCCAUGUCAUCUCGGCGAUGAAGAUGGAGGCUGCAUCGGAGUCGCUUCGAACGUUUGCUCUGGAUAUCCUGGCUCAGGUCCACAAGAUCACAACACAAGCGACGCCACCCACCAAGGAGGAUAUGACUACUGUCAACAACGGCCUGGAAAACCUCGACAUUCUCCUUCGCACCGUCGGUACCUUUGGCGAACAACUUCCCAAGUCCUGCGAAAAGACAUGCGAGCAGGCCUGGGCAGUGUUCGAUGCCUUCCUGGUCAAAUUCGGCGGAGACGUCGUCGUUGCCGACCUCGCCACGCAAGCUCUCCGUCGGGGCCUCGAUUUCUUUGGUGAUUCUGCUCUUGCGGUGGCACCGGCUGUGAUUGCAAGGAUGUCUUUCAGCUUUGAGGCGACUGGGAUUUCGAGCUACCUGUGGAUUCCGGGCAAGAUUAUUGCGAGGUUUGGGAAUGACGAUGAUCCCAAUUUGAGAGGUUCAUUUAAAGAAUUUUAUGAACGAUCUACUCAAAAAGUGGUUUCUUUACUUCAGGCUAAGGAUCCUAGACAGAUCCCUGAUGUGCUGGAAGAUUAUGUGCAAACGCUCGUCCAACUAGCCGAGCUGGCGCCAGACAUCUUCUUCGAAUCCUCAUCCUUCCCGUACGCCUUCCGUGCGAGCCUCGGUACCCUCCAAGUGGUCCAUAGCGACGUGAUCUUUAUCGGCCUCGAGCUCUUCCGGAUCAUUCUCACCCACGACGCGCUCGAAGUACCGCGGGCAGGCAAAGUGCCUCCGCCCAAGUUCCCCAUCUAUGCAGCGGCGAUCAAGAGCACGGUCGAAAAGGAAGGAUUCGAUCUGCUGACGUCGUUGUUGACUGGUCUUACGGAGGAUCAUUUCCCGGAGGAUAGUAUCUCGAAUAUCGUGGAGAUUUUGAGGGCGUUGGUGACGCAUUGGCCGACUGGGGUGGUUGGGUGGUUGCCGCCGAUGUUGGAGGGGUUGCCUGCAACGGCGGUUCCUGCAGAGGCGAAGAGACAGUUUUUGACGGAUGUGCAGGCUGCUGUCAACAGCGCGCAGUACGAUAAAGUAAAGUAUGCGAUCCUGGGCUUUACCCGGGCGUCGCGAAAAAUGCGCGAUCGAAGGAGGACGGGACUGUAA